This is a messenger RNA of Erythranthe guttata (spotted monkey flower), 1191 nucleotides long. Its product is annotated as putative F-box/LRR-repeat protein 23. Lineage: Eukaryota; Viridiplantae; Streptophyta; Magnoliopsida; Lamiales; Phrymaceae. Gene Ontology annotation, molecular function: protein binding. The record is from RefSeq and is a predicted model, not a curated record.
GCAGAUUGCUAUUGGGCUAUCUUAUCAUUUGGGCCACACUCAACAACGUUACAGGAAACCCUAAUCUGGCUUAUAAACGACUUUUCCAAAAUCGAAGCAAUGGAAAGCAGGAACUGAACCAAUGGCAUCGUCUUCAAGUCCGGUGAUCGAGGCAGCGGCGCCGCCGUGGGAGAAAUUGCCGCCAGAAAUAACGGCGGCGAUUUUACAAAAGCUUGGGGCAGUGGAGAUACUGAUGACGGCCGUGAAAGUUUGCCCUACCUGGUGGCGCGUGUCCAAGGAGUACCCUUCUAUAUGGCGGUGUAUUGACAUGCAGGAUCGUCUCUCUAUGUAUGAAGACAUAGAUACUAUGUGCCGCCGUGCAGUGGAUCUCAGCCAAGGCCAAUUAAUUGAGUUCAAAAUUAACGGUUUCGGUACUGAUGAUUUGAUACUCUAUAUUUCCCAGAGGUCUAAUCAGCUUAAAAGUCUUCAACUAGUUAAUUGCUGUAGCAUAUCGUUUUCAUCUGUGGUUGAAGCAAUUACUAAUUUCCCUCUAUUGGAGGAGCUGCAUAUACAACAACUUGACUGUAGGAUCAGUGUGAAUGGUAUCGAAACUAUUGGCAUUUCGUGCCCUUUGUUGAAGUCGUUAAGCUUGUGUGAUCGAGAAAAGUAUUCGAUUAGCUUUAACAACCUAGGGCUUUACAAUGCUUCAAUGAUUGAGUGUGAUAAGAUUGCUGAAGCGAUUGCUGUUAACAUGCCUCGACUUUGUCAACUUCAUCUUAUCGGAAAUAAGUUAACAGAUGUGGGAUUGAAGGCCAUUCUUUGUGGUUGUCCGAAUCUCGUAUCACUCGAUCUACGAGGGUGUUUCAAUGUUUUUGAAUGUGCUGAUGUGGAACAGUUGUGUUUGGCAAGGAUUAAGGAUCUUAAGCUUCCCCAUGACUCUAUGGAUGGUUAUGAUUUCGGCUCUGAUGAUUCUUAUGAUUAUGAUUAUGAUUAUGAUUAUGAUUGUGAGUGUGAUGACGAUGGUUAUUAUUUACGUAGUGAUUAAUUGAGUCGACGAAUUGGGGAUUCUUUAUCCUUAUUGUUGGUGAAAAUGAUUUGAUACUCGUAUGUAAUCGCUUUCUUCUGGUUUGUCAAAUUUGUAUAAAGUUUAGACGAAAAUAAGUGUGUAUCUUUGGAUUAUUCGAAGCUUUACCAUCUCGUUCCCCGUAUUGA